Molecule: messenger RNA, 814 nt
Organism: Rubroshorea leprosula
Lineage: Eukaryota; Viridiplantae; Streptophyta; Magnoliopsida; Malvales; Dipterocarpaceae
Source: the annotation of a GenBank genome assembly
CAUCCAAACAGCAUCACGAAAUUAGAAAACAACGAGAACAAGAUGUCAGUCACUCUUUAUUGUUAGAGAUCUUUAUUUUCUGAAUUUUCGAGAAAAUUUUUGUAAAUCAAGUAAACAAAACAAGAUGCUGCUGGGGAAGAGGUCGAGGCCGCCGAUGAAGAGGACGACGAGCAUGACGGAGAUCACUUUCGAUCUAAACACGUCCGCAGUUGAAGCUCCACAGUCUGAUCCACACAACCCCUUUAACAAUACCCACCAAAAGGCCAUGGAAAUUUACGGAGGUGGGGCUGAAGGCAGUGGCCUUGAGGGGUUGGAUCAGCGGUUCUUGAACUCGAUGACGUCGUCGAGAAUGCAUAGGAGACACUCCGGUGAUUUUGCCGGAACUUCUCACUUCUUGCGGGCUUGCUCUCUAUGCAAGCGACGCCUUGUUCCUGGCCGUGAUAUCUACAUGUACAGGGGAGAUAGUGCUUUUUGCAGCUUAGAGUGCAGGCAACAACAGAUGACCCAAGAUGAGAAAAAGGAGAAGUGUUCCUUGGCAUCAAAGAAACAAGGUGCCGCUACUGGAGCCGCAUCCUCCGCUGCUGGAUCCACCAAAGGUGAGACUGUGGCUGCCGUGUAGAACCCAACCACCGUACGCUUGGCCUAAUCGGAACGAGAACUACUACUGCUUAAGAAAGUAAUUAAUGUUAUUACAUGGGCUGGAUUUUGAAUGUGAAUUAACAUCUUCAAGUCUGUACGUCUUCCUAUUUUCCUCUUUUUGACUUUGGUUUUGUUUUGGAAAUUGGUAGUAAUGGAAGAAAUUUGCAGAUUCACA